Molecule: messenger RNA, 813 nt
Organism: Aspergillus fumigatus Af293
Lineage: Eukaryota; Fungi; Ascomycota; Eurotiomycetes; Eurotiales; Aspergillaceae
Product: reticulon family protein
Source: RefSeq, a predicted model, not a curated record
AUGCACCAGUGGGAGCAACCCAGAGCUACUGCCGUUUCCUUCGUGAGCGUCAUCGCCUUUAUCUUUGCCGCCCGUUACUUGCCCCUUCUUCGUUGGUUCUUCAAGUUUACGUAUCUGGCUUUGGGAUUCACUGCUGCGGCCGAAAUCGGUGGUCGUCUUGUGCUGUCACAGGGCCUCGCCAGCUCAUUCCGUCCUCGCAAAUACUAUACUGUCCCCAAGGAAACCGUUGAGGCAGUCUUGGAGGACCUCGAACAGCUCGUCGACUUCCUUCUUCUUGAGUUCCAGCGUAUUCUGUUCGCCGAGAAUGUUGUCCACACUGUUGCCGCUUUCUCUGCUGCCUUUACUGCCUACUGGCUGAUCAAGUUUCUCCCAUUCUGGGGAUUGUCUCUGAUUGCAGUCACCAUCGCCUAUCUUGGGCCUCUUGUCUACAUCAACAACCGCGAAGUCAUUGAUGCUCAAAUUGAGAAUGCCCAUGCAAUGAUCAACUCCCAAGCGCACCAGUUGAAGGACCUCGCUGAGGAACGUACCCAUCAUGCCACCGGUCUCGUGAAGCAGUACGUUGGUGACUACAGCGCCAAGGCUCAGGAGUACAUUGGCCACCGUCGCAGUACUUCACCAGAAGCUACCAAGGCUGCCGGUCCUGUUGUCAAGAAGGAACCUAGUGCCGAAGCCAUUGUCAAGCAGGAGCCCAUCCCCGAACCCGUCAUCAAGACAACAGACUUCCCGGAGGCCCCAAAGCAGGAGCCGGUAGCAGAACCGAUUGAGCACAAUCGCCAGCCUCUGGAGACCAGGGAGCCUUUGCUGGCUGCUUAA